This is a messenger RNA of Gongylonema pulchrum, 1338 nucleotides long. Lineage: Eukaryota; Metazoa; Nematoda; Chromadorea; Rhabditida; Gongylonematidae. The record is from the annotation of a GenBank genome assembly.
AUGUUGGCUCCGGACGCAGACGAGGCGAUGGAGGAGCCCUCCGAGGACACCGAUUUCGAUCCGUGUAACGCCAGCGAACUGACCGAUGAAUUCAGCGAUCAAGUGACCACUUCUUUGGAAGGCUAUGGAUUAAUCAGUCGACUACUGUUCAUGGCCGAUGUGUGUCCAUCGGUGCAAAAGGAUGCAUUAGUUAUGCUCGCUGAUUAUCUUGUUGAAUGGAUGGACUCAAUGGCAAUGAAAUCGCAAACACGCUUGGAUAUGCUCGUUGCUGAAAUGAACAGACAAAAAGAAGAAGGCAUUAAGGAAUCUGCUCGACGUGCAUUUGAAGAUGUUUUUGAGCAGUACAUCUCAAUGGGGCAGCUACAGGAUGCUGCCAAACUCUAUAAUCGUGGAAUACGCGAGUACUGCACAUCCCAUAAACACAUCAUUCAGAUGCUGAUGAACUGGAUCGAAGUUACUGUGCAUUUGAAGCAGUGGCAACAUUUGGAUCCACUGAUUGUGCAGGCUGAUAGAGCUCUCUUGGAAGCAGUGGAAGUGGAGAACGUUGCUGCAACAUCGACAAGCCGACCAGGCCCACGUGCCGUAAACUCCACUCUUUCGGCAACUAGAAACAUGAAAAAGCUUAUCACCACUUCGACCGCCAAAGUCAUCGCUGUUUCGGCUUUGAGCCAUUUGAACAGCAAAAACUAUAGACAGGUGGCAAAGAAAUGCCUGAAGAUCGAAUUCGAUUCGUUUGAUUGCCCAACAUUGUUGGCAGCUAAGGAUAUUGUAAUGUUCGGCACAAUCUGUGCACUAGCAACUUUCGAUCGAUCCGAAUUGAAAAAAAACGUUUUGGAGAACGAAGUUUUCCGAAAGUUUCUUGAAGCCGAGCCGAAAUAUGUUGAGCUGGUGCAGAAAUUUGUGAAAAGUCAAUUCGGAAUUUGCUUCGAUCUCAUGGACGAGCUUCACGACGAACUUCUGUUGAACAUGUAUCUGUGGAUGCAUGUGAAGCAGUUAUAUCAGCUGAUUCGUCGACGUGCUAUUGUGCAGUACUUUACGCCAUAUGCAACGAUUAAUAUGAACAAAAUGGCACUCGUCUUCCGCGUCACUGUUGAUGAGUUGGAGGAUGAGCUUGUUGAUUUGAUUUCAAGUGGUGAAAUGUGUGCACGAAUUGAUUCGUCGAGAAAAAUUUUAUACGCAAAAAGCGAUGAUCAGUUGGUCUUUGCACACAACGAAUUGUUAAAAUACAGUAAACUGAUAGAGCGUCGUGUCUACGAUAUUUUACAAAGAGCUAUGCUUUUUCAAGCACAAAUUAUAGUUGGACAAACAGCAGCAAGUAAUCAUGGUAAACACAUUUGA